AUGACCCGCCAGGGAGUUUCGGCAGUGAUGCUGGUGUUAUGCACGCUAUGCUUCAUGGGCAGAGGUGAACCGCACGAUCCAUGGACAGCGCGACACGUUCCAAGGCGCCAUGCGGCGUUGAGGCUGGAGAGGCUGAGGGGCGGCUGCUCAGCGAGCACGAGCUCCGCUUCUGAUGAAAGCAGCGAGUUUGAGCAGCGAGGAUGGGGAGACGUAGAAGGCGAGCAGCAGGAUGACAUCGCGUAUGAUAUGGAGAUCACCUACUGGAAAACCUUCUACGAGGACCUGACAACGACGACCAAGAGCCUCUGCAAGCUUGCGGACAAGCUGCUUGACCAUGGCUCUGCCAUGAUACAGCAUGCGAUCGCGAGCUCUCAGGCUUCCUUUGACGAGGUCAUGAACUUCGCCGGUGAGGCUGAGUGCGAUGAUAUGUCGAACCCGCCAGCGGCCAUGAUGGAAGAGUUCGAGAAGAAAGUCAAGGAAAUGCGGCUGACGUUGACUGUCAACCUGGGGAUAGCGAUCUUAGCCCUGAAAAAGUUCAAGAAGGCAGACGAGAUCCUGCACCAGCUGAACUUCCUACUGAACAGCAAGAUCGUCGACGAGCUCCAGGAGUACCUCCAAGGGCUCAAGGAGAAAAAGUCCAUCAAGCUGUCCAAGAAGGAGAUGAAGAAGAGGGACGAUCGGAAGAUGGACAUGUUGUACAUUGACUUCUGUCUGAGCUUGCUCGAGGUUGAUAAGGCGGCAGUGCUGGCUCAGGCCAGUGGUAUCCAGCUCUCCAAGUCGCUUCAUCAGUACGAGAAGGCCUAUCGCGUGUUGCAGUCACUUCAAGGUGGGGACCUGCUGGGGCUGCUGAAGUGGUGCAACAAGCAUAAAGAGAAGCUCCUGCAGCAUGACUCGACCAUGAUGCUGAUCUCUCAGACGCACCUGCAGCAAGUGCAGCAGCUCUGCUACAGGGGCGACCAUGCCGCCGCUUGCGACUUCGUCCGCUGGUGGUACGACGAGUUGUCGCAGGAUUCCCCAGCAUUCCCCCAGCUGCUGCUCAACGAUGUCAACAUGAGGCGUUUCCCUGUGGAUGGUGUGGAGGUUGAGAAGCUGAAGGAGAAGCUGAAGGAGAAGCCUUGGACGGGGAUAGCUGAAGCAAGCUCUCUAGCAGUUCGAUCAAGCUUCUGGCUCCUCCUCUUCAAGCCUCACUCGGAGUUUGAUUGGGCUCGAAGAUUGUAUGGUGACAUUCGAUGGACACAACUGCAAGACUCACUCAAGAAGCACGCUUAUCUGAUCCACGGUGGAUGCUCGAGCCAGUCGUACCCUCUCCUCCCCUCCUUGUUCGCCAUGGGACUCCUCGCUCUCAAGACCAAGAACCAGUAUUCUCCCAGCUACGUCAAGCCUCAGGUGGACGAGGAAGAUUUCAAACAGCCGGGGAGCAAGGAAGGGAAAGAGAGUAAGGAGGAAAGGGACAAGCUGCGAUGUAUGGCACCAGUGUCAAGGAACCGAGACCCUCUACAUCGUGCCUUCUACCGGAUUGCAAAGGAUCUUCCCAUGAUGGCCGUCUCGAACUCUGUCAUGCUCUGCAGUUACACCCGGAAGGUUAUGGAUGAAGACGAUCCUCCUUGCGCACUUCCCAACGGCAGGUUGGUCGCCAAGUCAGUGGCGAUGAAGAUAGCGGAUGAGAUCUACGGGAAAGACUUGUCCCUCUCUACCUGGCUGGACCUCGACUUUGUCAUAGGGGAGUACGAACUUGCACGCCCACCACAGAGCAAAUUUAGGAUUUGUCAGGUCAUCGUCACAUGA
Messenger RNA from Guillardia theta CCMP2712, 1785 nucleotides. RefSeq lists its product as hypothetical. Gene Ontology annotation, molecular function: ubiquitin-protein transferase activity. NCBI's taxonomy places the organism in Eukaryota, Cryptophyceae, Pyrenomonadales, Geminigeraceae. The record is from RefSeq and is a predicted model, not a curated record. Gene Ontology annotation, cellular component: GID complex; nucleus; cytoplasm. Gene Ontology annotation, biological process: proteasome-mediated ubiquitin-dependent protein catabolic process. Bases 1 to 1785 code for a protein of 594 amino acids. The transcript has 10 exons.